UUUCCUUUUAUUUUAUUUCCGAUUCGAUUUAUUUAUUUAAUUUUUCAUUUAGAUCGAUAUAUUGCUUCCUUCAACAACAAAUUGAUCCCGGUACCAUAUGUUAUGUGCUAUUCUUUUGCGUUUUCAGUCUUUGUCGGAGAUCAAAAGAUCUCUCUCUUUUCGUGCUCGGAUAAGAGAUAGGAGAGUUCGACACUUGGAUUCGUUUUGAAAUUAGUGUUAUUGGCAGCUAAAUCUGAAUAUUUACUGUCUUGAGUGAUGAUGAAGUUUAAAACGUAGCUUCCUUUAGAAUUUCUGUUCUUGUUUGGAACAAAAACAAAAAAAUGAUUGUAAAUUUUUUUAUAUAGAUCACUCACGUCUCCUUCAGGUUUGUGUUGACAAUCGCAUUUUCUGAUGUUUGGGGUAUUGGUUAAUUUUUUAAAUUGUGUUUUGAAUGAUAUGCUGUAGAGAAUAUAUAACAAUUAACGUUUAUGGUUUCCUUCGGGUUACAGCAAUGGCUUUCUUUGGUAGACUUGGGAAUAUACUAAGAAAUGCAGCAAAUAGGCGGAUUAGUCCAGAGUUACGUUCAUCCCCAUCUGUUUUCCAGGCUAUACGCUGUAUGUGCUCUGCUCCAAGUUCAAAGCUGUUUAUAGGAGGUGUUUCAUAUUCUACUGAUGAGCAGAGUUUGAGGGAAGCUUUUUCAAAAUAUGGUGAAGUUGUUGAUGCAAGGAUAAUUAUGGAUAGAGAAAGUGGGAGAUCCAGAGGAUUUGGCUUUAUUACUUACAAUUCAGUUGAGGAGGCUGCAAGUGCCAUUCAAGCCUUGGAUGGUCAGGAUCUUCAUGGUCGCCGGGUUAGGGUAAAUUAUGCUAAUGAUAGACCUCGUGGAUAUGGAGGCGGUUUUGGUGGUUCUUAUGGCAACACACAAUAUGGUGCUGGAGCUGGUGCUGGCUAUGCAGGUGCUUAUGGUAGCUCUCCAUAUGGUGGUGGUGGUGGUGGUGGCGGCGGCGGCUAUGGUGGGAAUGUUGGUGGAGGUUAUGGUGGUGGUGGAUAUGGUGGAGGUGGCUAUGGAUCAGGUGGCAAUUAUGGGGGCAGUGGCUCUGCCAAUGACUAUGCUGCUGACAGUGCUGGUGGGAGUGGAAUGAAUUAUGGGAAUGAUGGUAAGUUUGCAAGUGGAAACACUUACACCGAUGGAAGUAGUGGAGGCUAUGGUGGUAACGGUGGGAAUUUUGGUGAUGCUGGUGGUGUAGGCAAAUAUGAAAGCUCUGCUGGUUUCCCUAGCAGUGAUAAUUAUGGCAGUGCUGGUGGGGGUGGCAGCUAUGGUUUUCCUAGUAGUGGACAUGAUGGAAGUUCUGUGGAUGGCAGUGGUGGUACAGGUACUGGUGGAUAUGAUGGAAGUGCAGGAUCGGAAUAUGCCAGCAGCGGCCAAUUUGAUACCAAAGAAAGCAGCAAUGUGGAUGAGGAUUUGGGAGGUUUUGGUGACUCGUUGGAAGGAAAUUACAAGGACGACGAUGAUGAUACUGAUAAUUUUGCCAAAAGGGCUUGAGGAAGCUUGUAGCAAUAGCUCUUAGUUUUCUAUUGCCCGUGUGCUCUGUAGCCUAUCCCUUCCUAAAUCUCUGUGGACUUCAACCUGAUGCGCAUUUCUAUCAUGUUAUGUUGGUCAGCAAUACAUGACUGGAAAGAAAGUAAUGUCAUUUCAUCAUAAGUGUCAUUCUAUUUAAGUGUCGUUCUAUUUAAGUGUCAUUCUUUCCUACUCUCCUUAAGAGGCGGGCAUCUCAAUUUUGUGGCUUUGAGGUGAUUUAGUAUAUUGACCAAAUUGAGAUCUUUAUACAGCAUGUAAAUCAGUGACUUGUUGCAACAAUAAUCUAAGACUGAUGUUGGAAUUUACGAUGAG
Molecule: messenger RNA, 1867 nt
Organism: Gastrolobium bilobum
Lineage: Eukaryota; Viridiplantae; Streptophyta; Magnoliopsida; Fabales; Fabaceae
Product: glycine-rich RNA-binding protein 3, mitochondrial-like
Exons: 4
Coding region: 431-1519 (362 amino acids)
Molecular function (GO): RNA binding
Source: RefSeq, a predicted model, not a curated record